ACACUCAGCCGCUCCAGCGGCGCUGCUCCCAGCCGGAAUGCUGCUGGGGAACCGCUGCCGUCGGGGCUGUCCGGGCAGCGGGGUGGGAAUGGUGUCCCCCGGGAGCGGGGUGGGGUGGCAGCGGUGUCCCCCGGGAGCGGGAUGGGGUGACAGCGGUGUCGCCCGGCGCGGGGCGGUGGCGGAGGCGCGCAGAGGUGCGCGGGGCCGCGGAGGAGCCGCUCCCGCCUAGGUGUGAGCUGAUUAUUCAAAUGGGCAGCCGAGGACCUGGGGAUUGGAGGCUCGCCCGGCCGCUCCGUGCUAUAUCACUGGGGCACCCACGUCACUGCAGCACUUGUCCUCCUCUUCCUCCUCCUCCUCUUCUUCCUCCCUCCUCCCUCCUCCUCCUCCUCCUCCGGCUCCUCCAUCGCCUCCGGGCGCCUCUUCGCCGCGGAGCGCUGCGAAAACCCACCCAAGGAGCGGCGGCGGAACAAACCCACCCCAGCCCCAGCGCCGCUCCAUCCCCCCCUUCCUCCCUCCCUCCUCUUCCUCCUCCUCCAGAGGCUCCGGCGGAGGGGAGGGAGGGUUGGGGACUUUUUUUUUUUCCUUUUUUUUUUUUUUUCCUUUUUUUUUUUUUUUUUUUUUUUUGGGUCGCUCUCCGCCGUCGUUUGUUGUGGCUGUUAAAUUUUAAACUGCCAUGCACUCCACUUCCAGUAUGCUGGGAGCGGUGAAAAUGGAAGGCCAUGAGCACACGGACUGGAGCAACUACUACGGGGAGCCCGAGGGCUACUCCUCGGUGAGCAACAUGAACGCGGGGCUGGGCAUGAACAGCAUGAACACCUACAUGACCAUGUCGGCCAUGAGCAGCACGGCCAACAUGACGGCGGCGGCCACCUCCAUGAACAUGUCCUACGCCAACACGGGCAUGAGCCCCUCGCUGACGGGCAUGUCCCCGGGCGCGGGGGCCAUGCCGGCCAUGGGCUCGGCCGGCGUGCCGGGCAUGGGCACCCACCUGAGCCCCAGCAUGAGCCCCAUGGGCGGCCAGGCGGGCUCCAUGAACGCCCUGGCGCCCUACUCCAACAUGAACUCCAUGAGCCCCAUCUACGGCCAGUCCAACCUGAACCGCUCGCGCGACCCCAAGACCUACCGGCGCAGCUACACGCACGCCAAGCCGCCCUACUCCUACAUCUCCCUCAUCACCAUGGCCAUCCAGCAGUCCCCCAACAAGAUGCUGACCCUCAGCGAGAUCUACCAGUGGAUCAUGGACCUGUUCCCCUUCUACCGCCAGAACCAGCAGCGCUGGCAGAACAGCAUCCGCCACUCGCUGUCCUUCAACGACUGCUUCCUCAAGGUGCCGCGCUCGCCGGACAAGCCGGGCAAGGGCUCCUUCUGGACGCUGCACCCGGACUCGGGGAACAUGUUCGAGAACGGCUGCUACCUGCGCCGCCAGAAGCGCUUCAAGUGCGAGAAGCAGCUGGCGGCCAAGGACGGCGCCGGCGCCGGCGCCGGCGGCAAGAAAGGCCCGGGCCAAGCCGCCAGCCAACCCCUGGGCGAGGGCAGCUCCUCGGGGGGCUCCGACGGCUCUGCCGGCGCCGAGUCCCCGGCCAGCUCCUCGCCGUGCCAGGACCACAAGCGCGCCCUGGCCGACCUCAAAGGGCUGAGCCCCGGCGAGCCUUCGGCCUCGCCGGGCCAGCACCUGCUGGCCCCGCCGCAUGCCGGGCUGGCCCACGAGGGCCACCUCAAGCCGGAGCACCACUACGCCUUCAACCACCCGUUCUCCAUCAACAACCUGAUGUCCUCCUCGGAGCAGCAGCACCACCACCCGCACCACCAGCACCACCACCCGCACAAAAUGGACCUGAAGGCCUACGAGCAGGUGAUGCACUACUCGGGCUACGCCUCGCCCGUGCCCGCGGGCCUGGCCAUGGCGCCCGUAAGGAACAAAAGCGCCCUGGAGGCCUCGCCUUUGGCCGGAGAGACUUCCUACUACCAAGGCGUGUAUUCCCGGCCCAUCAUGAACUCCUCCUAAGCAGGAAAACGCUCCUGGAAAAAAGGGGGAAACCCUUUCCCCCCACUCCCAUACCCCUCGCAGUGGACUCUGAGCACGGUACAUAUCCGGUAUAUAUAUAUAUUAUAUAUAUUUUUUUUUUUCUGUUGGCUCCAGAUGUUUGCAUCCAUUCGGGAAUCUGCAGCCGUGUGGCCCCUUCCCAAAUCCACCCGGGGGGGGGUGCUCCGUGUGGGGUGGUUUGGUUUGGUUUGGUUUGGCGGGGUGGACAUGGUGGGGGGGUUCUCCGGGGCUUGUUUUGAUUUUUUUCGUUGUCGUUGUCGCCACGAGGUCUAAAUAUAUCUAUUUUUUUGUGUGCGAGUGAGGGGGGCGAAAAAUAACCCCCAGCCGAGGCAGAACCAACCCUUCCUUCCUUGUGAAUACUCCUAGUUCGGAAACCGAGAACCAAAAGUCUUGCAACCUUGUAAAAAAAAAAAAAAAAAAAAGAAAAAGAAAAAGAAAAAGAAAAAGAAAAAAAAAAAGGGGGUGGGGGCAAACGGGGGGAAAGCAAAAAAAGAAAAGAAAAAAAUACGAAAAAAAAAAUUUAAGAAGGCAGGAUAGAUUGUUGUAAUUGAAGCAAAUGCUUGAUGUUCCCGGGAGAGUAAACUACUUGGAUCUGAUUAA
Motacilla alba alba is the source of this 2644-nucleotide messenger RNA. RefSeq names its product forkhead box A2 (gene FOXA2). The transcript is spliced from 2 exons. Bases 674 to 2005 code for a protein of 443 amino acids. Gene Ontology annotation, molecular function: transcription factor binding; DNA-binding transcription factor activity, RNA polymerase II-specific; RNA polymerase II cis-regulatory region sequence-specific DNA binding. The record is from RefSeq and is a predicted model, not a curated record. Lineage: Eukaryota; Metazoa; Chordata; Aves; Passeriformes; Motacillidae. Gene Ontology annotation, biological process: cell differentiation; anatomical structure morphogenesis; regulation of transcription by RNA polymerase II.